Messenger RNA from Cricetulus griseus (Chinese hamster), 1225 nucleotides. The record is from RefSeq and is a predicted model, not a curated record. Lineage: Eukaryota; Metazoa; Chordata; Mammalia; Rodentia; Cricetidae.
AAGCCGGGAAGCCUGUCCUCUAUUCCUAUUUCCGAAGCUCCUGUUCAUGGAGAGUUCGAAUAGCUCUGGCACUGAAAGGCAUUGACUAUGAAAUAGUGCCCAUCAACCUCAUAAAGGAUGGGGGGCAACAGUUCUCAGAGGAAUUUCAGACCCUGAAUCCCAUGAAACAAGUGCCAAUCCUGAAGAUCGACGGAAUCACCAUUGGCCAGUCACUGGCCAUCAUGGAGUACCUGGAAGAAACUCGGCCCACCCCACGUCUCCUGCCUCAGGACCCAAAGAAAAAAGCCAUUGUGCGCAUGAUUUCUGACCUCAUCGCUAGUGGCAUCCAGCCCAUUCAGAACCUGUCUGUCCUGAAGCAAGUGGGACAGGAGAACCAGAUGCCUUGGGCACAGAGGGCUAUCACUUCUGGCUUUAAUGCUCUGGAGCAGAUUCUGCAGAGCACAGCAGGGAAGUACUGUGUAGGAGAUGAGGUGUCCAUGGCUGAUGUGUGCUUAGUGCCCCAAGUGGCAAAUGCUGAAAGGUUCAAGGUGGACCUCAGCCCCUACCCUACCAUCAGUCACAUCAACAAAGCCCUGCUGGCCCUAGAGGCUUUCCAAGUGUCUCACCCCUGUCGACAGCCAGAUACACCUGCUGAGCUGAGAGCACAGCUCCCAAACCAUUCCCCACUGGUACAGGGAAGGGAACGGGGCUCACAUGCUGGGUUAGCUGAACAGGCUCAAAAAAGAGUGAGUUGUAGCAGAGGACUUGAACUUGACCUCUUCCCUCAAGAAGUAGCAGAAACUCUUGGGAGUCCAUGGCAUUCCUUUGAGGCUCCCAGUAUUAGAGUUUUCUCUAGAGAAAUGAAAUUAGUAGGAUACAUCUCCCCUUCAACUUCAUCCUUCCUUAAUCCUCUCAUCUGCCAUAUGUUAGGAUUGAGUGUGGGCAGACACAUGACCUGCUAUAAUGGCUAAUGCUGUCAACUUGAAAAAACCUAGUCACCUGGAAGAAGGGCCUUUAGGAACGUGUGGGGGUUAUAUUGGUAAUGUUGCAGUGGGAAGACCAUCAUGGAUGGUGGAGGGUCCCAGAGCCUAUAAGAGGAGGGAAAGAGCUGAGCACUGUUGUGUAGGCUGACUUCUCUUGACUGUGGAUGCAGUGUGAUCAGCCACUCCCACUGAUGCUGUGACUUCCCUGCCAUUGUGGACUGUAACCUGGAACUAUGAGUGAAAAAUAAACCUUUUUUCCUUUA